CUCCCACGUCGCCCGCUAUUCUCGAGAUGCGCGCCCCACCCACCACCAUUUACACCUCUGCCCGUCGCGCAUCUCGCUCCACCAACGUGCCUUGAACACAGCCCCUACAUCUUUUGCGAAUAUGUCUGACCGCGAGUUUGGGGGUAAGCCUCGAAGAAUUCCCAUUCCUUUCAACCGUUAAAGAAACUAAUUCGCGUUUGCGCAGGAAAUGAUGAGCUCUCACUUCCGAAAGGUAUGCGACUUCUUAGAAACCGGCCCCAUACGCGCGAAUUUACUAACUCCACCGAUAGCCACAGUCCAGAAGAUCAUCACCGAGAUUCUCCACUCCGACCCAGGCGUGACGUUUGCCAAAGACACGCGCGACCUCCUCAUCGAAUGCUGCGUAGAGUUCAUUACUCUCAUUUCCUCCGAGGCCAACGAGAUAGCUGAGAAAGAGGCGAAGAAGACGAUCGCCUGCGAGCAUGUCAAGGCAGCGCUUGAAGAGCUAGAUUUCGGCAACUACGUGCCUGCCAUCCUGGAAGUAGCGGCGGACUACAAGAAGACCCAAGCUAGCCGUGAAAAGAAGCAGACCAAGAUCGAGCAGAGCGGCAUGACGGAGGAGGAGUUGAUACGACAACAGCAGGAGCUAUUCCGCUCCGCGACCGACAAGUUCAACUCUGGUCCGCAGUGAUCGAAUUCGGAG
Messenger RNA from Mytilinidion resinicola, 682 nucleotides. RefSeq names its product histone-fold-containing protein. The coding region runs from base 209 to 670 and encodes 153 amino acids. Gene Ontology annotation, molecular function: core promoter sequence-specific DNA binding; general transcription initiation factor activity; TBP-class protein binding. The record is from RefSeq and is a predicted model, not a curated record. Gene Ontology annotation, cellular component: negative cofactor 2 complex. Gene Ontology annotation, biological process: negative regulation of transcription by RNA polymerase II; RNA polymerase II preinitiation complex assembly; chromatin remodeling. The transcript is spliced from 2 exons. NCBI's taxonomy places the organism in Eukaryota, Fungi, Ascomycota, Dothideomycetes, Mytilinidiales, Mytilinidiaceae.